Molecule: messenger RNA, 4520 nt
Organism: Grus americana (Whooping crane)
Lineage: Eukaryota; Metazoa; Chordata; Aves; Gruiformes; Gruidae
Gene: SH3BP2
Product: SH3 domain binding protein 2
Exons: 15
Coding region: 685-2301 (538 amino acids)
Biological process (GO): signal transduction
Molecular function (GO): SH3 domain binding
Source: RefSeq, a predicted model, not a curated record
AGUUAAUUUUCUUCGUAAUAGCUAGUAUGGGGCUAUGUUUUGGAUUUGUGCUGAAAACAGUGUUGAUGAUAUAGAGAUGAUUUUGUUAUCGCUGAACAGUGCUUACACAGAGUCAAGGCCUUUUCUGCUUCUCACACCGCCCUACCAGCAGGAUGGCAGGGGGUGCACAAGAAGUUGGGAGGGGACACAGACAGGACAACUGACCUCAACUGACCAAAGGGAUAUUCCAUACCAUAUGAUGUCAUGCUCAGCUUGGGAAAGAGGAAGGAAGGGGGAGCAGCGGUGUUUGGAGUGAUGGCGUUUGUCUUCCCAAGUAACCAUUAUGCGUGACGGAGCCCUGUUUUCCUGGAGAUGGCUGAACACCUGCCUGCCCAUGGGAAGUGGUGAAUUAAUCCCUUGCCUUGCUUUGUUUGCACGUGUGGCUUUUGCUUUACCUAUUAAACUGUCUUUAUCUCAACCCAUGAGUUUUCUCACUUUCACUCUUCAAUUCCCUCCCCCAUCCUGACAGGGGAGAGUGAGUGAGCAGCUGUGUGGGACUUAGCUGACGGCUGGGGUAAAACCACAACAACAGGUCUGACAGAAGUUGAGCUUCCUCUCUGGUGCUGGCUGCAGCCGUUUGCCUGCAGAGGUAUAUUUCCUUAAAUAGAAGGACUGCCUUACCUAGCAGAUGAAGGAUUCAGAACGAUGGCCUUGCAGGAGCAGGUCUGGCCAGUCCCAAUGAAGGCAAUUGGAGCACAAAACCUUUUGACAAUGCCUGGAGGAGUGACCAAAUCAGGGUAUCUUCAUAAAAAAGGAGGCACCCAGCUGCAGAUCUUAAAGUGGCCAUUGAGAUUUGUGAUUAUCCAUGAGGGAUGUAUUUACUAUUUUAAGAGCAGCACAUCUGCAUCUCCACAGGGUGCAUUUUCUUUGAAUGGUUACAACAGGGUUAUGCGGGCAGCUGAAGAGACAACAUCAAGCAAUGUGUUUCCUUUCAAGUUAGUUCACAUUAGCAAGAAGCACAGGACAUGGUUUUUUUCAGCUUCUUCUGAAGAUGAAAGAAAGAACUGGAUGCUAUCCCUGAGGAGGGAAAUUGAUCACUACCAUGAGAAGAAAGAAACAAUAACAGAAUUCAGUGACUCUGGUUCUGAUGCAGACAGUUUCUACGGCUCAGUAGAACGUCCCAUCGAUAUCAAGUAUUCUCAUCAUUCAGCAGAUAAUGAAGAUUACGACCAGGAGGAGGAUGAUGAGUCUUACUUGCAGCCAGAUACUUCUGACAUAGUCAAAGAUGAUAUGGUCCUGCCCCCAGCCUACCCGCCUCCACCAGUUCCUCAUGUCAGAAAAGCUGCCUAUUCAGAAUCAAGGGCAAAUUCCUUUGCUGGAAAAUCUACUGUUCCAGUACCACCACCGCCUCCUAAAAGAAGCUUACCUGAUAUCAAACUAGAGGAGAUCUUAAACGUGAGAGAACAUCAGUUACAGUGCCGAGCUGAACCUAAUGUAAAGAUUCAAUCCUCAAGCCGGAGACUAAGUGAACAGCUGCCCCCUGUGCCCCCUCUGCCUCUUUUCAAAAAGCCUCAGUGUGUCAAAGAAUCGUGCUCGCUGCUUCCAGAGCCUCUGCCUCUAGCUCAAGUUCUUGCUACUUCAGAAGGAUGCGAGAAGCUAAAAACCUUAAACCUUUCACCGCGAACCCCUCCUCCACUACCAAGCAGUAAACCCAAGCUGUCACAGUUAACUGAAAAACCAAUAGAGCCCAGAGUGCCAAGAGAACAUGGCAAACCUGGACUGUUUGUGCCACCAGUGCUCCCAAAGCCACCUGUGCCAAGCCACCAGCCCCCUGGAAUCAAGCCUAGACCAGAGAAGUCUUCAUGUCCCCAGUUACAGAGAUCACCACCAGAUGGACAGAGUUUUAGAAGCUUCUCAUUUGAAAAACCAGCAGUACCUUCCAAGCCAAACCAACCUGAUGAUGAUUCUGAUGAUGACUAUGAAAAAGUUGGUCUGCCUGCUUCAAUAUUUCUUAAUACCUCCGAAUCCUUUGAAGUUGAAAGGACAUUUAAAGCUAGUAGCCCACGAGGACAACCACAAAAUGGAUUGUACUGUAUUAGGAACUCAUCUACUAAGCCUGGAAAGGUAUUGGUUGUAUGGGAUGAAUCUGCAGAAAAAGUGAGAAACUACAGAAUCUUUGAAAAGGAUUGCAAGUUUUACCUGGAUUCAGGCAUCAUGUUUUUGAACGUGGGAAGUUUGGUCGAAUACUACAGCACUCAUGUCUUACCUAGUCAUGACAGUCUGAUUCUUCGGUAUCCUUAUGGUUACUCUAAACCAAGGUGACAUGACUGGCGUAAUUCACUGACGCACAGGACAAGUGGGUUCUCUGCUGCCCUUGAAUUAAAUGUGGACUCCUGCCACUGUUGGACAUCCCAUUGUUUGCACACAGAAGCUGAGUCUGUUUCAAACGCUUAUUCUCACAUUAAUUGUAUAUAGACUCCAUUUAAUGAACUCUUGGUAAAACCUUACAAUCCAGAUCAGUGAAUUUUAUGGUCUUUUCUUUUUAAAAGAUCUGAGCUGAUCAUGCUGUGAAAGCUGUCGAUGAUACCUACACCUUUUAUAAAACUGCUGCUAUUACUAAUAAUCUCCUUGGAAUGUGGAAGAUGGACACGAACAAAGAAGUGGUCUGAAUACAACCAAUACAGAAAAGGGAAACUUCUGGAAGUAUAUCAGAACUCACUUGUAACAGGGAAUACUAAUACUCUGACUUGAAGGCAUUACCCCUUAAGUCAGCACUGGUGCUCAACUGAGAGGUUUUGUAUUACUUGUAUAGUUGACAUGUAAAUAAUGAAGACUUAUGUGCAAAUCAUUUGGUUUACUAUAGGUAAAGAUGAUCAGGAAAUGUGGCUUUUUUUUAAGCCACCUCAUACAUAGAUAUAACUUCUGAUUGCAAUGUCUGCAGUAAUCAAUAUCAGGGUACUAUCCAACUGAUACAGUUGUGGCAUCCCACAUUACUUAAUGACUUGCACUGCAGAUUGGUGUGGAAUAAUAUUGACUUUCAUGGGAGCCCUGUUCCUUUGCUCUGAACUGGAAGGGUAGGUGCCACUACUAUUUUAAUGGGCAUGAAAAAAGAGAAAGGACUACUUAAGAUUAAGGGGAAAGGGAGGGACUCUCUUGAAUACCCAAAAUUCUGACUAGUGGUUUUUUCUCACAUUGCCAUCAUCAAAGGUUCUUCAAAGCAAAACACAAACACAUACACACACACCCCCCCCCCAAAACCGGGAGCAUGAUGCUACUAUUUCUCUGUAAGUCUUUGCAGUCGGUCUCUUAGGAUCAGUUUGUCAGCCCAUUGCCAUCUGUUCUGUUCUAGGGCAAAACAUACUGCCCUAGUCUACUUUUUGUAGUUCAACAAGAAUUUUCCCAUUAUUAAAAUCGCUACUCAGUAUGUUAAAAACAGAUUUUAUUUUGCAUGCAAGUACAAUCAGCACUAUCAGUGAUAGGCAUUAGCAGGGUGCUUGUAAUAUUUGUUCCCCAAUAUUUUGGGGACACGUAUCCUAAAACCAAGGGCUUGAUGUUUAUGCCAAAAUUACUCUAUUCCUAAAUUUUAGUAAAGAAGAGAAAUUUAUUUUAAUGAGCUGAUAAGUAACUUUGUUGAUUCAAAAGUACUGUUAUAAUGGUCUCAUAUCUCUAACAAUGUUUACAAGACUUGUAAUAAUAAUUUAAAAAAAAAAAAAUCCUGUCACUCUCCUGAAGUAGGAGAAGGGAUCUAGUUUCAUUCAGUCUGAAUCUGUAUCCAUAACUUAAUUUUUUCUGUUACCUUUUCAAAGUUUAUACAUAUCAGUUUUAGUCUUGCUACAGUUAGAUGGUCACAACUUUAAAAACAUAAACAAAAUGGUUUACAGAAUAAGAAUUCUCUGUUUAUGAAAACAGUAAAUAUUAGGACCAUACCAAGGAAUCAAGGCAAGAAACUCUGCCUCUUACCAUUUUCAAGAGACACAGGCAUACACAAUAUCAGUCUUUUGAUCUCUGUUCCCACUGUAAUAGGUUUUAUGUGUAUAAAGUAAAGAAUAUGCAAUACUUAAAUUUCAGAUUCUGUUGAAUAUUGGAUAUUCUAAGUUUCUGAUUCCUUUUAUUUUAAAUGAGUAUCCCUGUGGUUCACUACCCUGAUAUGAGCCACUCUGUGAAGAAGGCUCAGCAACAAAGCAUUUAAAAAAGAUUUUUGGAUAUAGAUAUAUGUAUAUCGGGGCAAGUUCUAGUUUCUUACAGUAUUUACAUACACUGUUUACAGAGUAAAUUUUUCUCUAUUUGGGAAAAAUUGACUCCAGUGUGUCACGACAGUCAUACUUGCAGUAUGCUAUCUUUGGGGCCCUAUUCAGAUAUUUAAUUUUAAUGUUUUUUGCAACCAUAUACUCUUAAGAUUUUUAAACUGCAAAAAUACUUGUGUAAUCCAAUACAUAUAAAACAUAACACUUUACCUGUGUAAUACAAGAUUUGCAAAUAUGUAAAUUUUUAAUUUCCUUUUUAUAUAAAUGUAUAUAUUUCUGAAAUGGAUAAACUUUCAA